Phaethon lepturus (White-tailed tropicbird) is the source of this 443-nucleotide messenger RNA. Its product is annotated as BMP-binding endothelial regulator protein-like. The annotation marks the transcript as partial. The record is from RefSeq and is a predicted model, not a curated record. NCBI's taxonomy places the organism in Eukaryota, Metazoa, Chordata, Aves, Phaethontiformes, Phaethontidae. Gene Ontology annotation, molecular function: protein binding. The transcript is spliced from 5 exons.
GAUCCGUUGCAAAAUGUGAAAAUGAAGGAGAAAUUCUGCAGAUACCGUUUAUCACAGACAACCCUUGUAUAAUGUGUGUUUGCCUGAAUAAGGAAGUGACAUGCAAGAGAGAGAAGUGUCCGAUGCUCUCCAAGGACUGUGCUCUCGUCAUUAAGCAGAGAGGAGCUUGCUGUGAGCGUUGCAAAGAUUGCAGUUUUGGUGGAAAUACAUACAACAGCUCUAUGAAAUGGCAUCUCCCCAGCAAUCCCUGUGUGACAUAUCAGUGCCAGGAAGGAGUGAUAGUAGAGUCAGAGGUCCAGUGUGUUGUUCAUUGCAAAAACCCUUCCAAACUCAUGGGAAUGUGUUGUCCUGUGUGUCCAGGUUGUAUAUUUGAAGGGAGACAUUACAAUGAAGGAGAAGAAUUUAGGCCUGAAGGAAAUAAAUGUACCAAGUGCUCUUGUAUU